GAAAUAUGAUAAUUAAUAGGGAUUUUACACAGACGCGCGCUCGCGCGGACAGAUGCUCGCUCCCGUUCGGCGGCUGCAGCGGAAGGUUUUCUCGUUGUCUGAGGUCUCCGCGCGCUCCGGUGUGAUGGCGACCGCUCGCGCUGCUCUGCGCAUCAUUCCGCCAUUUGUGAAUGUUUGACCCAUAAAACAGACAUGACACGCGGCCAGGGAUCGGUUCUCCUCCGCUGCGCGGUUCUGCUGGUUCUCAGCGGCGGGAGUUCUCCUCUACCGAACCGGACCAGCAGCGUCCGUGAUGCGCAAUACGGUAAUAAUAAUACGAAUAAACACACCAGUAAAGGCUCUGUGGGAACCACCGAGCAGACACCAAAGCUACAGGACAACAGCAGUGCGGCGAGACGGUGGCGUGUUCUGGGUGAAGUCGGGCCUUUGUGCGCUUACCGCACUCUUGACCCAGGUGACCCCGGGCGUCUGUGCUUCCGCUACACCCAGCCUGACUUCAGGUGCGCCAGCACUUCCUGUCGACAGGUGAGCUCACCUGGUGGGCAAGUCAUGGCGAAUAUUCUGUCCAACGGAAGUGUGUUAAUUCAGUGGACGGUCGGUCACGAGGCCCAACGUGACUCUACCGCCUCACCAGAGAGCCUCGCCCCGGGUCAGACGGGUGGAUUCAGGCUCAGCUGCUGGUGGAACGGAAGCUACACCCAGUUCGAAUGCGCCGGGGUGCAUCUAGGCAGCAGCUGCAGGGAUUAUCUACUGGACGAGCUGCACAUGAACGUGCCCUACCGCCUCUGUGUCCGGCCCUACGCCCUCGAGCUGCCCGAAGCCUGUGUGGAGUUCAGCCUCGCGACCGGCGGGAUGCAGGACAUCGUUAUCGCCAUGACGACGGUGGGCGGGGCCAUCUGCGUGAUGCUGGUCAUCAUCUGCCUGCUGGUGGCGUACAUCACCGAAAACAUCAUGAACCCGACAGUGCAACACUCGCACAGAUCGCACCUACACACACACCUGUGAAAACACAAGCACUGACAUCACACAUCGUUAUCUUCACGCAAACUCACACGCACACCUUCCCACA
Carassius carassius (crucian carp) is the source of this 1069-nucleotide messenger RNA. RefSeq names its product fibronectin type III domain containing 10 (gene fndc10). The transcript has 2 exons. Bases 193 to 1005 code for a protein of 270 amino acids. The record is from RefSeq and is a predicted model, not a curated record. Lineage: Eukaryota; Metazoa; Chordata; Actinopteri; Cypriniformes; Cyprinidae.